Molecule: messenger RNA, 2553 nt
Organism: Clonostachys rhizophaga
Lineage: Eukaryota; Fungi; Ascomycota; Sordariomycetes; Hypocreales; Bionectriaceae
Source: the annotation of a GenBank genome assembly
UUCAGCAUAUAUUCGUCCGGCCAGUUCAUGAAUCCCGGCCCGGCGCCGCGACCUCCUACCGACCGACCACGUCUUGCCCUUACUCCCAACGCAAACUUGCCCGGAAGCAUGUCCAACAUGGCUAUUUCACCAAUUCGAAGCACAGUGACAUCGACAUAUUCCGGUUCCACUGUUUCACUCCCAAUCGCCCGCCAACAGUCUAACAAUACUGAUGGCAUGGGCGGGGUAGCCAUUAAGAAGGAAGGUUGGGCGCAUGUCAAAGAAAGCAGGAACUUCAUCCAACCCUGGAAGCAAAAGUACCUGAUCCUGCGCAAAGAAUCACUGGAUUUCCACAAAGCAGAGGGUGGCAAAGUAUCAUACACUUUAUAUUUAAAAGAUGUUGUCAACGUGGGCCGUGUCGAGUCUGCUGGCACCAUCUUCGAGAUUAAGCGAAAGCCUGACGGUGCCUCCAACAGCCCCGGCGACGACGAUGGCACAACCAAGACCCUGCAAAUCAAGGUGAAAGGAGACGAUGAUUUAUAUGAAUGGAUCGACUUCAUUUAUGGUGCCUGCCCUGGUAUGGGUGGAGUGGGCGUUCCGACCAACUUCUCUCAUGCUGUUCACGUUGGCUUUGAUGCGUCCACGGGAGAGUUUACUGGUUUACCCCCCGAGUGGUCGCGACUUCUGAACUCCUCCGCUAUUACCAAGGAGGAUUACGAGCGGAACCCGCAGGCCGUGUUCGAAGUCCUUGACUUCUAUACUGACCACCUUACCAAGAAGGACAACCCCAACCAGUACCCCAGCUUGACGCCGACCGCCAACAAGCAGUACGGCUAUGGAGGAAGUUCGGUGGCACCUCCACGACCUGCUCCCCCGCCUAGUUCCCAGCGCCCGGCAUACAACCCUGCACCAUCCUCCUCCUCCUCGUCAGCCAAUUCUCAGUGGCGACAGCAACAAGAUCCAUACCAGCAGCGCCAAAACGCGCAACCUGCCUACUCUUCACAGGAUGCUCUUCGUGAGGAGCAGCGUAAGAAGCAGCUCGAGGCUCAGAAGCUUAGGGAGGCCGAGGAGAGGGAACGUCGGGAACUCGAAGCAUACAAUGCCUCUCUUCCUAAGACGAAGGUGCCAAUGGCAAAGCAAGAGAUUGGCGGAGGCGGAGGCUACUCGGUAGGAUCGGGUUCUUCAUCCCAACCAGAUCGAUUUAACCCUGCUAGGGCCGCCCCAGCAGCACCAAAGGCCAACAACCAGCAGCCCAGCCCUCUCCGCGCCCAACGGCAGGCUCCGGCGCCACCCUCAUCAGCAAACAAUGCUCAACCUCGUCUGCAGGUGCAAACUCAAGGACGCGAGCCAGCACCACGCUUACAGCGAACCGACACGCCUCCCACAGCAUCACCAAGCACGGCCCGCCAUCCAAAUGGAGGACCGCAAUACAAGACACACCAACAGCCACAAUCGCCUGCCCAGGCUACCCGUUUACCCGCUGCCCCCAAGCCCCUUAACGUGGCACCUAAGCAGCAGCAACCCAAGCAACAUCACCACCAGCAGCAUCCUGCAGAGGGCGUCAAGGCUGCCGAAGCGGCCCUCACCGCCAAGCCUCCCCCAAGUGAGAGGAAGCAGGAUGUUCGCAUGUCUACGAUGUCCGAGAGUGAGGUUAUGGCCAAGUUGAAAGAGGUUGUCUCUAAAGACGACCCCAACUUGUCAUACUCUAAGCAGAAGAAGAUUGGACAGGGCGCUUCAGGAUCUGUCUAUGUGGCAAAGAUCAAGGAGACUGCCCAGGGUACAGCUCGAGAAAUCCUUCGCCAGCAUGGUAGCAGGGCUCAGGUCGCCAUCAAGCAGAUGGACCUCGCACAUCAACCCCGAAAAGAACUGAUUGUGAACGAAAUCAUGGUUAUGAAGGACAGCCGACACAAGAAUAUCGUCAACUUCCUUGACGCAUUCCUACGCAGCAACAAUUCCGAACUUUGGGUUGUCAUGGAGUUUAUGGAAGGUGGUGCUCUCACCGAUGUGAUUGACAACAAUAACCAGUCCAUCACUGAGGACCAGAUCUCUACAAUUUGCCACGAGACAUGCCAGGGUCUACAGCAUCUCCACUCUCAGAACAUUAUCCACCGUGAUAUCAAGAGCGACAAUGUCCUACUUGAUGCUCGUGGAAACGUUAAGAUUACCGAUUUUGGUUUCUGCGCAAAGCUCACAGAAGCGAAAUCAAAACGUGCCACGAUGGUGGGCACGCCGUACUGGAUGGCCCCCGAGGUUGUGAAGCAGAAGGAGUAUGGGCCUAAGGUCGAUAUCUGGUCCCUCGGAAUUAUGGCUAUCGAGAUGAUUGAGUCCGAGCCUCCAUACUUGAACGAGGAGCCCCUCAAGGCUCUCUACCUCAUUGCCACCAACGGAACACCACGCCUUAAGAAGCCGGAAAAGCUAAGCAAGGAGCUUAAGGCUUUCCUCUCUGUCUGCUUGUGCGUGGACAUUAAGAGCCGAGCAUCCGCUCACGAAUUGUUGAACCAUGAUUUCCUGAAGCACGGUUGUCCGUUGGCCAGCUUGGCAGAUCUUCUUGCCUUCAAGAAGCAUCCUAAAUAA